GUGAUGAGCUACUAGUGAAUGUGUAAGCGAGUGUGUCAUGGACAGCAUUCUGGGUGCUGCAGGACACUGACCAUUUCCAGUGAGUAUGAGGAGCCCAGAGCACUGCACAGGUGGCUGUGUCACCCUGUGGAUGGUGCCACCUGGUGGGUAAGAGACCUGUUCCCUGAGUGUGGAUGGCGUUGUACUCUAGUGAAUGAACGUGACUCCAAGGAACAGUGUGUGUGCUUCUGUCCUGUGUUGCGUGGGGCCGGCCUGUGGGGUUGUGUGUGAUCCUUGCACAUGGCGUGGCCCUGUGUGUAAGAGGCUGGGUGGGAUGGGGUGGUCGGUGGCCUGAGGGCCAGGUGGAGGUGAGAGAUUGUGCACACCGCGGGGGGAGUCCUCAGAUGUCGACUCCUCUCCCUUGUGACAGUGACAGUGCUACUCUCAGCAGGGGCAGGCAAGGCCCCCUGUUCUGCCUCUAGCUCCCCCCUCCAGCAUGGGUUCUGCCCUGGCUCCGCCCCCACCACUGCCCCAGGCUCCCAGGCUGCCAGUGCCUGGAACCUCUUCCUGAGCAGGAGCAGCAAGGUGCCAGAGGCAGCGGUGGCAGGGGCAUUGGGAGCCAGUGUCCAGGCCCAGGACAGGGGACAGGUGAGGCCACCCUAUCCCCUCCCCUGUUUCUGCUCCGGGGCCUGUGAGUCCCUCUCUAGCUCUGGCUCCUUCUCACCCUAGACUUUGGCUCCCGCCUCUCUGUCCCCCAUCUCCCUGUCUCUUAGUGUCUCUGUCUUUCUGUCUCCAUCUCUGCUGAACCUCCAGAUGGCUUUAUUUCUACACUUUCAGGUCUCUUCCCAUCGCCUGUCUCUGCAUUUUUCUACCUCCUUUUUGUCUCCUAGCUCUCAUUUUUGUCCGUCUUUUUCUGUCCUUUGGCUUCUGGUGUCUUGCUGUGUGUCUCCUUGUGGCUGUGUCUGGGAGUCUCUGUUCCUGUCUCCUGUGUCUCAGGUCCCCUCUGGCCUCCCCCUCUCCCUACACAGUGGCCCCAGGGAGUAUUGGGGGUUGGAACAAAGGAUUUUGAGGCAUGUGAACCCCUGCAGAUCUAAGCCCAGGGUUUGAUGGCUCUCUGGUCCUUAAGUGUCUGGAUGCUGGGCAGGGUCAUCACAGUGACUGUGGCCUUUAUCUGACCACAUGGGGAAAGUUUUGUGAUGUCUGCCAUUGGAAAACCCCUUGGGCUGGACAAAUGGAAGCUCAGAUGGCCUUUCAAGCUCCCCUUCCGGCUAGGCUGGCAGUUUCUACGUGCUCCUCUCCUUGGUGAUCCUCAGGUCUCCGGGGUCUCUACGUCUAGACUCUGGGUGACACUGAGGCUUCUGCCCAGCGCAGCUCUAGGGCAACAGCCCCCUUUGCAAACACCCUCCCCUCCACCGCCGCUGCCCUAGCAACAGUUGGGGGCGGCCGGGGGCUGCACCCACCAAAGAGACCCCGCCCACCACAAGCCCCGCCCCGUCCCCAAAUCAGGAGCUGGCCGGGCCUUCAGUGCACCUGUAGGAAUCCCUAAGGCCGGUGGAGGCUGAGGCUGGGGCCCCAAGGCGGAGGGCAGAGGACAGAGGAGCUGACUUUGCCCUGGGACCCUCCAGACCCUUCUCCGCUUUCAUGAUGCUGAACUCUGGGCCCCUGCGGGUGUUGCUGCUGCUGCUGUCGCUCCGGAGGGUUCAGACAGACUCUGGGCCACAGACGGCGGGGGAGCUGUACCAGCGCUGGGAACGGUACCAGCGGGAGUGCCAGGAGGCCCUGGGCGCCGCGGAGCCGCCCUCAGGCCUCGCUUGCAACGGCUCCUUCGAUAUGUACGUGUGCUGGGACUACGCUGCCCCCAACACCACUGCCCGUGCAUCGUGCCCCUGGUACCUGCCCUGGCACCAGCAUGUGGCUGCAGGCUUCGUCCUCCGCCAGUGUGGCAGUGAUGGGCAGUGGGGACCUUGGAGAGACCAUACUCAGUGUGAGGACCCAGAGAAGAAUGAGGCACUUCAGGACCAGAGACGGAUCUUGGAGCGGCUGCAGGUCGUGUACACCAUUGGCUACUCCCUGUCCCUGGCCACUCUGCUGCUAGCCCUUCUCAUUUUGAGUUUCUUCAGGCGGCUCCGCUGCACUCGUAAUUACAUCCACAUCAACCUGUUCACAUCCUUCAUCCUGCGCGCGGCUGCCAUCCUCACCCGAGACCGCCUGCUGCCUCCCCCUAGGCCCUACCCCGGGGAUCAGACCCGGACCUUGUGGAAUAAGGCCCUGGCCACCUGCCGCACAGCCCAGAUCGUGACCCAGUACUGUGUGGGUGCCAACUACACGUGGCUGCUGGUGGAGGGCGUGUACCUGCACCGACUGCUGGUGCUUGUGGGGGGCUCGGAGGAGGGCCACUUGCACGGCUACCUGCUCCUUGGCUGGGGGGCCCCUGCGCUUUUCGUCAUUCCCUGGGUGAUCGUCAGGUACCUGUACGAGAACACGCAGUGCUGGGAGCGGAAUGAUGUCAAGGCUUUUUGGUGGAUCAUACGCACUCCCAUCCUCAUGACCAUCUUGAUUAAUUUCCUCAUCUUCAUGCGCAUUCUCGGCAUCCUCCUGUCCAAGCUGAGGACACGGCAGAUGCGCUGUCCCGACUAUCGACUGAGGCUGGCUCGCUCCACGCUCACACUGGUGCCUCUGCUGGGCGUGCACGAGGUGGUGUUCGCUCCGGUGAUCGAGGAACAGGCAGAGGGCACCCUGCGCUUCGCCAAGCUGGGCUUCGAGAUCUUCCUUAGCUCCUUCCAGGGGUUCCUGGUCAGUGUCCUCUACUGCUUCACCAACAAGGAGGUGCAGACGGAGAUCCGCCGGGGCUGGCACCACUGUAGCCUACGUCAUAGCCUCCGUGAGGCCCCCCGCCCACAACCAGAGCGCCUCUCCCGGGGCUCUGGCCCCGCUGAGGUCCCCAUCCGCCACGCCUUGUCCUCGAAAUCGCUUCCAGGGCCUGGAGAUGAGGUCUUGGAAAGUUACUGCUAGGUAACAGGAAUAUGCAGUAUUUAUGGAGCUGCCGGCCUGUGGUACCAGACUUGGUGUGGGAGACACCGGGGAGAUGGGAGAGAAGGAAACAGAAGAUGGAGUCUUUGCCCUCCGGGGCGAUGACAACUGUGAACACAAGAACAUCGAGUGACACAUGGACUGUGCAGCGGUUAUGAAGGGAAUACAGACAGUCCCAGGGACUCAGGGGGCCUUCUCUGAGGAGACAACAUUGAAGCCAUGCCUGACAGGGGUCAAGGAGACAACUGUGCAGAGAAUGGGAGGAUAAAGUUCUAGGCAGAAGGUUGGGCAUGUGAGAAGGCCCUGGGGCAGGAAGGCAUCUGUGCAGUCUCUGCCCUGGAGUGGAGGAAAUCCAAGCCCAUGGCUGGGGAGAAGCAGGCAGGGGCGCAGGGGUCAAGAGUUUGCCCCAGAGGCACUGAAGAGCUCAGCAGAAGCGGUUCAUGGGCUAGUGUUUUCCACAGGUCCCUUUGCCUCUGUUGUAAGGUUUCUCAGGGCAGGGGUAGAAGCCAGGUCCGUGAGGGGUCCAUGAGGAGGGGACUGCAGAACGGUGGUGGCUGUGUAGGAUGGUAGCUGAGGAGAGUGAGGAGCAGUUGGGUUCUGGAGCUGUUUGCCAGGCUCUAAGCCAGACCCGUAUGAGGAGCACAGCAGAGACAGGGCCAGGGUGCCCGUUUGGGGCAGAGCGGAAAGCUGAGACUGGGUUCAGGGUUGGAGGGAAGAGUGCUCUUUGUGUGUGAGGCUGGCAUCACCUGUAGAGUACUCUAGGGAGGGUGGACAUGAGGUCCUGGAGCCCCAACACAGAACACGAGAAGCCUAGGAUGCAGAGAUACACAAGGGCAGCCCCACAACUGAAAGCUCCUGUCCAGAGUAUGGAGGACCAGCGAAGGCUGGGGAAGGUGGCAGGUCCCACCUUCCUGAGAGGGAGAAGCUGGGGAGCAGCCCGAGGCCUCAUCCGGGCUGGAGCUCCAUCCACACACAAGACCUGAGCACCCUCACACACAGACACACUGGGCACCCUGGGGUCUCCAGCUCCUGGACAGAUGUGCUCCACAGCUGAACUUGGAGCCUUUUCAAGUGCAUGUCCCCACUGUACGCUGGACCAUAUCCCCUUGUGUUUUGAUGGGGUGGGGGCCUAAGGGUAAGGUCCAGGCAAAUAAAGCAGGAGAAACUGUU
Cavia porcellus (domestic guinea pig) is the source of this 4179-nucleotide messenger RNA. RefSeq names its product gastric inhibitory polypeptide receptor (gene Gipr). Lineage: Eukaryota; Metazoa; Chordata; Mammalia; Rodentia; Caviidae. The record is from RefSeq and is a predicted model, not a curated record. The transcript is spliced from 13 exons. Gene Ontology annotation, biological process: adenylate cyclase-modulating G protein-coupled receptor signaling pathway; cell surface receptor signaling pathway. Gene Ontology annotation, molecular function: peptide hormone binding; G protein-coupled peptide receptor activity; gastric inhibitory peptide receptor activity. The coding region runs from base 1621 to 2991 and encodes 456 amino acids. Gene Ontology annotation, cellular component: plasma membrane.